AUGGGACUAGUCUAUACGCCGGAUUAUGCGGCUGCAGGCCUGACUCUGUUAAUCGCCGUGCUCUCCUUUCCGUCUCUUCAGAAACUUGUAAAAAGUCGUGUCCAUCCCCAACAGCGACGACAAGAUGGGCGCAUAUACGAGGAUGAAGACGGAGUGGCAAGUGAAGACUCAAUAGCCCGCUUCUCCAACAAGGUCCAGUUCAUCGCCAUAUUCGUGAUCAACGUAUCGGCAAUCAUACUCGCAGGCGCAGAUGCCAUUUUCACUGCUGUCCAGCAUGGAUUUACAUUUUCUGGCUCGGACGUGCCUCUCCUGGGCAUAUCUCUGCUGGUCCCAGCAUGGAUACUCCUGCUUUUGCAACUUUUGGUUGCGUCUCGAGAAUUGGCACCAGUCGAAAGAUUCAACAGCGUAACAUCAACCCAAUGGACAGGCAUCUGGAUCGUGUGUAUAGCUUCGUUGGACCUUCAUGCCCUCAAUGGCCUCAGCUCUCGCAACAAUGGAGGACUCCUCACCACCUCCAUCUUGACGGCAUCUCAAAUUGGUGCGGCAAUAGCACUCAUGGCAACCAUCUGGACCAUCCAGAGACGUCCAGACGUCUUCCGCCCCGACGGAAGAGUCGUCGACUCCCAAAAGACACUCAGUCUCUGGGCAAGAUACAGCUUCGAAUGGGGCCUUGGCAUGCUCCGGGCAGCAGGCACCGAAAAGUUUGAAAACUCGGACAUGCCAGCAAUGGACCACAUUGUCAGGGCGGAAAACGCAACGGCAAGCUUCAAGGACAUCAUCUUCAAGCCCGACAGGCUCCCGCUAUGGGCACACAUUACCUGGAAGUACCGCUGGCAGUUCCUCUUCCAAUGGAGCGCUACUCUCUUCACAAACUUCUUCGAUGUUGCGCCCGCGUUUGCUAACCUGCAGCUGCUUCGGUACCUCGAGACCCGCGAUAACUUGGACGUCAUUGAUCCCGUUGCUUGGAUAUACGUUGCUGCCAUUGUCAUUGCCACCAUCAGCUCGCGUAUGGUCGACUCCAGAGUCAUGUGGUCCGAGAUGGCUGACAUUGUCAUUCCUUUGCGAUCGACUUUGACCGGGCUCAUGUACGAAAAGCUGAUGAGGAUGGAAGAUUCGCUUCAUAUCCCCAAGGAUGAGAAGGAUGAAAAGACGUCAGAUGCAGAUGCUGCAGGCUCUGAGGAUGGCGACGAGCAGGAUAAGCAGCCGAAUAUGAGGUCUCAACAGGACAUCGUCAACAUGUUCUCCGUCGACUGCGACGCAAUCGCCAGGUUCGGCUCCCAAAGCGGACAAUACAUCAACUGCGCAGGCCAAUUUGCCAUCAUCGUCAUCUUCCUGCUGCAUCUCGUCGGCUGGCAAAGCCUCUGCGCUGGAAUGCUAGGAAUCCUCGUCCUCUUUCCCAUCAACAGAGCUCUCGCGGCGCGAUACGGCGCCAACCAGAAGAUCUUGAUGAAGCUUCGCGACAAACGAUCCGCCAUCAUCACGGAAGCUCUGCACGGCAUCAGACAGAUCAAGUUUUCCGCAAUCGAGUCGCAGUGGACGGACAAGAUUGAGCAGGUCCGUGAGCGGGAGCUGGCCAUGCUCUGGAAGACUAGAAUCAACAACUUCUACAUGGCCAUCGCUUCCGAGUUUACACCCAUUGUGCUGACGGCACUAUCCCUCGCCACGUACUCGUACAUCAACGGGACGCUUUUGCCUUCGGUUGCUUUUACGGCGAUUACCUUGUUCAUGAUCCUCGAGGGAAUCGUGGAACAUAUCCCGCUGCUGCUGGUUACGGCCAUCAAUGCCAAAGUCAGCUGUGACAGAAUCGACAGGUUUUUCCGCAACCCUGACAAAAAGGACAAUAUUCACCCCGGCACUGCCGUAUCCUUUCACGAUGCGACCAUCACUUUCCCGAAUGGCUCCGAAGAUUCGGCGGAGGACCGGUUUGCCUUGCGAAAGCUCAACCUCGAGUUUCCCAACAACGCCCUCAGUGUUAUUUCUGGGCCAACGGGAUCGGGAAAAUCACUUCUCCUUGCAUCCAUCCUCGGCGAAGCAGAAGUGCUAGCCGGCUACAUUCAAGUCCCCAAAGCUCCUCCGCCGGAAGAACGAUACGACAGCAAAGCCACCGCCGCGAACUGGAUCCUUCCCACUGCCGUCUGCUUCGUCUCCCAGAUCCCAUGGAUCGAGAACGCUACAAUCAAGAACAAUGUCCUCUUUGGCCUCCCCUUCGACCCCGUCCGAUACGACAAAGUCCUCCAAGCCUGUGCUCUAUCACAGGAUCUCUCUCUCUUCGAGGACGGCGACGAAACCGAGGUCGGAGCGCAAGGAGUCACCCUCAGCGGCGGACAGAAAUGGAGGCUGACUCUCGCCCGAGCCUUAUACUCCAGAGCAGGCAUCAUGGUCAUCGAUGAUGUCUUUAGUGCUCUUGACGCUCACGUCGGUAAGCAUGUCUUUGCAAAUGCGCUUCUCGGGGAGCUUGGCAAGGGUAGAACUCGGAUCCUGGUCACCCACCACACUUCGCUAUGUCUUCCGCGUGCGGAUUACGCGGUGCAUCUUUCAGCCACCGGGCUUGUGGAACAUGCAGGCUCAGUGGAGGAGCUGCGACGCACCGGAGUCUUGGAACAUAUCAUCGAAGCGGAUGAUGUCGAGGAAGUGCAGAGAGAUGCCGAUGCGGACCCAAAACGACCCAAUGGUUUGAUCACCAGCCCGUCUCAGAAUGGCGUACCAGAAGCUGCGAAAACACCAAAGAAGCUGGUGGAAGACGAGAAGAGGGAGGUUGGAAGGGUCAAGACGUCCGUCUACGUAGGGUACCUCAAGGCUUUCAGCGGGUUGCCUUUCUGGGUCUUCCUCAUCCUCCUUUUUGCCAUCGCCCAAGGUCUCACUCUCGGUCGCACAUACUGGAUCAAGGUCUGGUCCAGUUCAAGCGAACACGUCGACGGCAGCUUUUCCGCUCCGGUGUACCAGUACAGGCAGUACCAAUACAGGCAGUCGUUGCAGGCGCAGCUCUUGGGCCGGCCAACGACCUAUGCCAGCUCGAAGAAUGUUUCCAUUGGCCUUCAGUCAGAAGACCAAGCCGGAAACCUCUGGUUCUACCUCGGAGUAUACUGUCUGAUAUCGACAGUAUCAGUCCUGAUAUCCGUCAGUCGUCUCUACUGCGUUUACGCCGGCUCACUCCGAGCCUCGCGACGCAUCUUCCAGGGGAUAUUGCGCAGCGUGCUUCGCGCGCCGCUCCGAUGGCUCGACACUGUGCCGACGGGCAGAAUCUUGAAUCGUUUCACGGGAGACUUUACCAGCAUGGACUCUUCGCUGGCUACAAACUUUUACUACUUUGCUACCGUGACGUGGGAAAUGUUUGGUAUUAUGGUGGCAGCUCUUUGGGUCUCGCCGUUCAUGAUCUUCAUCGCCAUCAUCCUCCUCGUGGCAUGUGGCCACUACGCUCGACGAUACAUGGUCGCAGCCCGAACCAUCAAGCGCCUCGAGUCGACCAACAAAUCCCCCGUCAUAUCGCAUUUUGCCUCCUCCCUCGCCGGUCUUUCCACCAUCCGAGCAUUCGCCAAGGCCCCCGAGUUUACACGCAGAAUGUUCCUCCUCAUCGACGACUGGGCAGCUUGUAGCUGGUACAUCACCGCCUUCAGAAUGUGGUUGAUGCUCCGCAUAGGCGUUACGGCGUCCAUGUUUGCUGCUGUUGUUGGCAUUUUCGUUGUCACUACGCCUAGGAUUGAUGCUAGUCUGGCUGGCUUCGUUUUGUCGUUUGCGCUCAACUUUGGACAUGCUAUCAAUUGGGGCAUUUCCGCGUCUACGCAGACGGAGUUGGAUAUGAAUGCGACGGAAAGAAUCUUUGAGUAUCAGGAUCUGGAGAUUGAGAAGCAGGAUGGUGAAGAUGUGCGUGCGAGCUGGCCUGAGGAGGGCAGGAUUGAAGUUGAGGAUCUCGAGGUUGGGUAUGCCGAGGGCUUGCCUUCGAUCUUGAAAGGACUGAGCUUUACUGCUGAGCGCAAUCAGAGGAUUGGCAUCGUCGGUCGAACAGGUGGAGGCAAAUCGACCUUUUCGCUGGCCCUCUUCCGCUUCCUUCAGACUCGCUCAGGCAGCAUCACGAUUGACGGCGUCGACAUCUCCAAGAUCAAGCUCCACGACCUGCGCACCCGCCUCGCCAUUAUCCCGCAAGAUCCAUUCCUCUUUUCCGGAACCAUCCGCACAAACCUCGACCCCUUCAACCAGUUCAGCGACUACGAGCUUCAGAAAGCGCUGAUCCGGGUCCAUCUCGUCCCCUCAACCCCCGGCACACCUGUUCCCGAAGCAAUCCUCGAUGAAGCAUCUUCUACAACCAUCACCGAGAACGGCUCAGACACAAACUCUUCCUUGACGCUCUCAUCCCCGGUCGCUUCCGGAGGCUCCAACCUUUCUCAGGGCCAGAAGCAGCUUCUCUGCCUUGCGCGCGCAAUAUUGUCCCGUCCAAAGAUUCUGUUGCUAGAUGAGGCGACUUCAGCUGUGGAUAUGGCAACAGACAGAUUGAUACAGCAGUCGAUUCGUCAGGAAUUUUCGGAUUCGACGCUGUUGGUUAUAGCGCACCGGUUGAGCACCGUGGUGGAUUUUGAUAGGAUCUUGGUCAUCAAGGAGGGUAAGACGGCGGAGUUUGGGACGCCGAAGGAGUUGCUUGAGAUUGAGAAUGGGUUGUUUAGGGAAAUGGUUUCGCAGAGUGGUGAGAAGGAGGAGUUGGUGAAGUUGAUUUCAGAAACAUAGACUUUUGGAU
Messenger RNA from Trichoderma citrinoviride, 4726 nucleotides. RefSeq names its product P-loop containing nucleoside triphosphate hydrolase protein. Gene Ontology annotation, molecular function: ATP hydrolysis activity; ABC-type transporter activity; ATP binding. Gene Ontology annotation, biological process: transmembrane transport. The record is from RefSeq and is a predicted model, not a curated record. Gene Ontology annotation, cellular component: membrane. The transcript is spliced from 3 exons. The coding region runs from base 1 to 4716 and encodes 1571 amino acids. NCBI's taxonomy places the organism in Eukaryota, Fungi, Ascomycota, Sordariomycetes, Hypocreales, Hypocreaceae.